Nicotiana attenuata is the source of this 456-nucleotide messenger RNA. RefSeq lists its product as uncharacterized. Bases 1 to 456 code for a protein of 151 amino acids. The transcript has a single exon. Lineage: Eukaryota; Viridiplantae; Streptophyta; Magnoliopsida; Solanales; Solanaceae. The record is from RefSeq and is a predicted model, not a curated record.
AUGAAGUCCGAUCCGAGCACAAGAAAAUCCGAAGCCCUCAGUGAGUUCCACCAGGAACGCAGACACAAAACAAAAGAUUGCAUCGCCCUCAGGCAAGAGUUUGUAAACAUGUUGCAGCAGGGACACCUCAAAGAGCUUAUAAGCGACAAGGGGAGAAACAGCUUCGCAAGAGGACAUGAAUUACAAGGCCCGCCGAAGCCACCAUCACCAGCUCGCACUAUGAACAUAAUCAUCGGCGGCAACAACGGCGCCUCCAUCAACAUCAAUAAAUUCACUACCACUCACAAGCGCAAACGAUCCAUCACACGCGAAUGGUAUGACGGACUCAAAAAAAGUAUCAUAUUCGACGAGUCAGAUGCCGACGAUUUGACUUUUCCUCACAAUGAUGCUCUCGUCAUUACUUUGCGCAUUUUAGAUACUGACGUCAGACGUAUCAUGGUAGACGAUGGAAGCUGA